AUGUUUUACGAAGAAAUGCCGCCAAGAUCAGAGAAACCAAGCGAUCUCUUUCAUAUUUCGAAGAGACACUCCGCGAGCUUCAGGCGCAAGAUGCAGCAGAAUGAGCCUGGACGCUCUUCUGGUCUUCAGGUUCCUCCGAAGGAGGACCGCGACAACCCGCUGGCAGCGCACAUAUCUAUGAAGCGUUCUCUCGAUUCAAGUGCUUCCGGAUCGCCCCAAACCAAACCAUACUUUAACCUCGAUAUAAUCGAACCCAAGACUCCCCUUACAUCAGCUAAAAUCUCGAAAAUGCUGCAUCGAGUUCGAACUUCAAAAAUCACUGUCGACAAGGCAAACGAAGUCGAAAUUGCUGCUUACGACAAGCAAGUCGGCGAAACACAUGCGGAAAAAGGCAUUUAUGGAGAGCGGACAUGGGUUACUGCUGGCGCUGGUCAUCCAAAAUCGGCGGACCUGAACGUCCCUCUUAGCUUUGGCGCUGCUCCUCCUGGUGGCUUUGGUCCUCAGGGAAGCAUGGGAGAUGGUAUACCACAGCAACCAUCUGAAGGUAUCGAGGCAUGGUUGGCAGUCGAGCCUGCAAGUGCUAUUCUCUUGCAUUCGAACUUUGGUCGACAAGGUGCUAUGCGUAAACGGAAGGGCGAACAUGAGAUGAACGGGCACAAGUUUGUUCAAAAGCAGUUUUAUCAGCUCAUGUUCUGCACCUUUUGCAGCGACUUCUUACUCAACGCCACGGAUUACCAGCGCAAGGAUUGCCGUUACACAUGUCAUAAAAAGUGCCAUGAAAAGGUUGUCACAAAAUGUAUCUCGAAGUCCAAUACUGGAGUUAAUGUGCACCAGGAGGGUGAAAGGAGGUGGGUGAGUGAGAGAAUAAGGGUGGGAGGGUGUGGAAGAGAAACUCAGGAGCUACCAGGGACUAGUACUGAGAGGCUUCGACGUACACUCGUCGACGCGGUGCUGGAGGGUACUGGCAAGAGCAAGAACUUUCCGGUGCUCCUGAGACCGAGGCAGAUCUGUUUGGUCGUCAACAACCUUCGCUACCCGCUACCCCGCCCAGCGGAUAUCCCCAGGCUCCGUAUUGCCCAGCAGCAACAACAACAACAGCGCCCGCUCAACGGGCCUCCUCUUGGCACAAGACUACCAUCUGCUGGCGUUAAAGCACCACCAGAGUACGCCCAAGAACCUCCGCGUCCUCGGACAGGUUUGGUUACCCAGGGUACUCGUCCGCCUGUGCCCCCAAUCCCGGUGCAAACAAAGAUAGGCUUUCCCUCAUCGCCGAUGCAACGACCGCCUGAUCGUUCCAGCAGUUUCACCGACGGCGCAAACACCACCCCAACAGCCGCAGAUUCAAAGACAACAAUAAUAGCAGCAGCGUCAGCCUAUCAGAGGCGCAAGGUCGGCUUGGAUAAUUUCAAUUUCUUAGCUGUACUGGGUAAAGGUAACUUUGGUAAAGUCAUGUUGGCGGAAGAGAAGAAAACGAACGUGUUUUAUGCGAUCAAGGUCUUGAAGGAGUUUAUCAUGGAUAACGAUGAGGUUGAGAGCACCCGAUCAGAUAAGCAUACCGAGACACGAGUGUACUUUGUCAUGAUAUAUGUUAGCGGUGAUCACAUGUUGCACAUUCAACGAAAGCAAUUCUUGCUACGACAAGCUAAGCUUUACGCAUCCUAG
Messenger RNA from Lentinula edodes (shiitake mushroom), 1662 nucleotides. RefSeq lists its product as uncharacterized. The record is from RefSeq and is a predicted model, not a curated record. Gene Ontology annotation, molecular function: protein serine/threonine kinase activity; ATP binding. Bases 1 to 1662 code for a protein of 553 amino acids. NCBI's taxonomy places the organism in Eukaryota, Fungi, Basidiomycota, Agaricomycetes, Agaricales, Omphalotaceae. The transcript has 10 exons. Gene Ontology annotation, biological process: intracellular signal transduction; peptidyl-serine phosphorylation.